CGUGUUAGAGUUUCAGAUGGCAAUGCCGGUCAAAAACAACCCCACACCAUCAUUAUAGGCCUACAAUAGAGAGACGUUCUAUUUUUGCCGUUCUGUCAGACGGUUUUAAACGGUUUUAAAAGUUUCAGAGUCCACAAAAACGUGGCGACUUAAGUACUGCUGGAAACUACUUUUUCCAUGAGGGACUGUCUGCUCAAACGAAGCAGGUUGAAAGAGGUGGACGGCCAACCGUCAUUUCGCUACACCACAAUUCCAGAGUAACCCCUACCUCCCUCUAGCUCCACGCGCCUUUGGCACAGCUCAACAGCUGGAUGAUACCCCAGUCGCGCGCGCUCCAAACGUGUUACCUCGGCUCCCUCAUCUCUCAGAACAUUUCAGGGACACCGCAGAAAGCCGCAGGACAAACGUUUUUGUCAUGAAGUGAUAGUCGUGAAGUCUUCAGGAUCCAAAGAAAGCCUACAUUUCCUGCUUACAGCCAGCAGAAGCCGCAUCCGUGAUGCUCCCUUCCAGACUCCCCCACCACGGGCCUCUGAUGGCCCUGCUGCUGGGUCUCUGGUUGUCGCCUUGCCUGUGCCAAACGACACCCCUGGAGAAAGACGAUGGCAAGAUCAAGUUUCGCCUGGCCGGGUACCCGCGCAAGCACAACGAGGGCCGCGUGGAGGUCUUCUACAAGGGCGAGUGGGGCACUAUCUGCGACGACGACUUUACGAUGGGCAACGCUCAGGUGCUGUGCCACCACCUUGGCUUCGUCUCUGCCACGUCCUGGUCGCACAGUGCCAAGUACGGGCCUGGCACAGGAAAGAUUUGGCUGGACAACAUGAUCUGCAGUGGCAGUGAGACGAGCAUAGAAAAGUGCCACUCGCGUGGCUGGGGCAACAGUGACUGCACUCACGACGAGGACGCUGGCAUCAUCUGCAAGGACGAGAGACUUCCUGGCUUUAUGGACUCCAACAUCAUUGAGAUGCAGGUGGAUGAGAACCGUCUGGAGAAGGUCAGGCUGCGGCCGCUGUCUGCUGGGGCGUCUGCCAGGCUUCCCAUCAGCGAGGGGGUGGUGGAGGUCAAGCAUAAGGACGGCUGGGCCCAGAUCUGCAACCUGGGCUGGACGGCCAAGAACUCACACGUGGUCUGUGGCAUGAUGGGGUUCCCCGCGGAGAAAUUCGGAGCUAAGAUUCAGCACAGUUCUCAUGGGUCGUUUCGGAUGCACUCGGUCUCCUGCACUGGUAAGGAGGUCCACCUCGCGGGCUGCAGUAUGGAGUUCAGCAAACCCAACGCUAGCUAUCCGUGUGCGGGCGGAGGGCCGGCUGCUGUCAGCUGUGUGGUGGGGCCCCAGUUUACGCAAGCCAGCAGGGGUCACAAGAGGAGGCACAAGCUCGCCAUGCCGCCAGGCAAGGUGCGUCUGAGGGGCGGUGCCCGCGUUGGCGAGGGGCGUGUGGAGGUGCUGAAGGGCAGCGAGUGGGGCACGGUGUGUGACGACCGCUGGAACCUGCAGUCGGCCAGCGUGGUGUGCAGGGAGCUGGGUUUCGGCAGUGCCAAGGAGGCGCUCACCGGCGCACGCAUGGGCCAGGGCAUGGGUCCGAUCUACAUGAAUGAGGUCCAAUGCACUGGUCAGGAGGGGACGCUGUGGGACUGUCCCCACAAGAGCAUCAGCACAGAGGACUGCAAGCAUGUGGAGGAUGCCUCGGUCAAGUGCAACGUCCCUUACAUGGGCUACGAAAAAACGAUCCGUCUGACUGGCGGCCGUGCCCAGCUAGAGGGCCGAGUGGAGCUCCUGUCCCCCAACGGCACCAAGUCCUGGGGACUGAUCUGCGGGGAUGGCUGGACGGUGCGAGAGGCCAUGGUGGUGUGCCGACAGCUGGGCCUCACCUAUGCCAACAGCGGCCUGCGAGAAACGUGGUACUGGGAUGCCAGCAACGUGACGGAGAUGGUGAUGAGCGGGGUGAAGUGCGUGGGCGAUGAGAUGUCGCUGGCCCACUGUCGUCAUGACCGCACAGUCAGCUGUCGCCGAGCAGGGGCCCAGUUCGCUGCCGGGGUCAUAUGCUCAGACACGGCCUCGGACCUGAUCCUGGACGCUCUGCUGGUGGAGCAGACGGCGUACAUCGAGGACCGUCCACUGCACAUGCUGUACUGUGCGGCGGAGGAGAACUGCCUGUCCAAGUCGGCGGCCCGGGCCAACUGGCCCUACGGCCACCGCCGCCUGCUGCGCUUCUCCUCCCUCAUCCACAACAUCGGCCGUGCCGACUUCCGGCCCAAGCUGGGACGUCACUCCUGGGUCUGGCACGAAUGCCAUAGGCAUUAUCACAGCAUGGAUAUUUUCACCCACUAUGAUCUCCUUGACCUGAACGGCACCAAGGUGGCAGAUGGACACAAGGCCAGCUUCUGCCUGGAGGACACAGACUGCCAGGAGGGUGUGUCAAAGCGCUAUGAAUGUGCCAACUUUGGUGAACAAGGCAUCACAGUCGGCUGCUGGGAUGUGUACCGGCAUGACAUUGACUGCCAGUGGAUUGACAUCACUGACGUCAAACCUGGCAACUACAUUAUGCAGGUAAACAUUAACCCGAACUCUGAGGUUGCAGAGAGCGACUUCACCAAUAAUCUUGUGAGGUGUAAGUGUAAAUAUGAUGGCAACCGUGUUUGGCUUCACAAGUGUCACUUUGAUGGAUCAUAUAGUGAUGAGGAAGAAAAGAUGUUUGAUCAUUAUCCAGGACAGCACAACAACCAGAUUUUAUAACACUUGCAACUAAGAGAUUUUUGUAUUCCGUUUUCAUCUGCUUUGUAUUAACAGGAUGUAUUUUUUAAAUCAUACCUUUGUGCAAAAUGCAAUGUACAUUGUCAAUACAGGGGACUUUUCACAACUGUGGUCAUUUUGAUUUAUCACACAAACUUUGGGAAAUACAUUUCCAAAAAGUAAAAAGGACAGAUCUGUUUCAAGCUGACAGGCUUGGACAUGUCUGAAGUGGUUUGCCAGCCUUAAGAUAACCUCACUAAACAAGUUUGUUACAGUAUCCCAAUUCAAAAACUACCAUUAGGUCUUAAAUGUGGUACUGUAUUUGAGAGUACCAAUCUGGUAGCCUGAUUAUAGUCGACGCUUAAAUCUCUUCAAGACUUCUGACCAAGAGCAUAACCAUUAACAUUUCCCAAACAGCAUGUUUGACCCACCUCCCUUAGUUUGCUUACCGACAAAAUCCGAAUUCUUGUUUGAGAACUCAUUGCAUUGCUCGACCUGACUAGUUGCAACGCUGAAGAUGUUGCAUCACUAGGAGGGCGUGGCCUGGCAGGUUAGAACAAAAAAACAGAUGUGGACGCUCAGCAUCUUUGCUAUCAAAACUUCCCACUGCAGAAAACCAAUCUCAAUUCAUCACAACCAAUGAAUUGCAAUGUAAGGGCUUGAGUUCUCAGCAGUAAAGUUGCUAAAGUUCUGAAGUUGUAUUCUUUGCCAAGGCUACCUUGUAUUCAUAUUGUUAUAAACGCAUAUUUUAAUAAACAUAAAUUACCAACCAAGCCAGUCCUACCAGCUAGAUCAAGACAAAAAAAAAUGAAGGAAGCAUCGUAGGGGUUUUGUUUUUUUUAUUGCCAAACGAACAAGGGAAUACAACGUAGAGUUGUCAGAGACGACAUACGUAGUAAAAAAAAUAGGAAAAGGAAAAACACAUAAAUGGAAUUUAGGGGGUAAACAUGGAAGAAAA
This is a messenger RNA of Engraulis encrasicolus (European anchovy), 3683 nucleotides long. It is a transcript of the gene loxl3a, whose product is annotated as lysyl oxidase-like 3a. The record is from RefSeq and is a predicted model, not a curated record. Gene Ontology annotation, cellular component: membrane. The transcript has 14 exons. Gene Ontology annotation, molecular function: protein-lysine 6-oxidase activity; copper ion binding. Gene Ontology annotation, biological process: collagen fibril organization; peptidyl-lysine oxidation. NCBI's taxonomy places the organism in Eukaryota, Metazoa, Chordata, Actinopteri, Clupeiformes, Engraulidae. Bases 497 to 2728 code for a protein of 743 amino acids.